Molecule: messenger RNA, 1441 nt
Organism: Artibeus jamaicensis (Jamaican fruit-eating bat)
Lineage: Eukaryota; Metazoa; Chordata; Mammalia; Chiroptera; Phyllostomidae
Gene: IL1B
Product: interleukin 1 beta
Exons: 7
Coding region: 78-884 (268 amino acids)
Biological process (GO): regulation of nitric-oxide synthase activity; cytokine-mediated signaling pathway; positive regulation of immature T cell proliferation in thymus
Molecular function (GO): cytokine activity; interleukin-1 receptor binding
Source: RefSeq, a predicted model, not a curated record
UCUCCGAGGCACAACAAGCUAUUCCGGAGCUCCGUCCUCUGCAGCUGGCCUUCAUCGCUCAGGUUUCUGAAGCAGCCAUGGCAGCAGUACCUGAACUCGACAGUGAAAUGAUGGCUUGCUACAGUGACAAUGAGAAUGACCUGUUCUUUGAGGCUGAUGGCCCCCAACAGACUAAGUGCUCCUUUCAAAACCUGGACCUCAGCCCUCUGGGAGACGAGAGCAUCCAGCUGAAAGUCUCCCACCAGCUUUGCGACUCAAGUUUCAAGCGGAUCGCGUCAGUCAUGGUUGCAGUGGAGAAGCUGAGGAAAGUGCCCAUUGUCUGCUCACAGGACUUCCAGGACGAUGACCUGAGAGGCCUCUUUUUCUUCAUCUUUAAAGAAGAACCCAUCGAUAGCAUGUGGGAUGACACUUAUGAGUGUGAUGCACUCCUACAAUCGCUGAACUGCAGACUCCGUGACAUAAACCAAAAAUCCCUGGUGCUGUCUGGACCGCAUGAGCUGCAGGCUCUUCACCUCACUAGACAGAAUGUGAACCAAGGAGUGGUGUUCUGCAUGAGAUUUGUGCCAGGAGAAGAAAAUAAUGACAAGAUUCCUGUGGCCUUGGGCAUCAAGGCAAAAGACCUAUACCUCUCUUGCAUGAUGAGGGAUGGGAAGCCCACCCUGCAACUGGAGACAUUAGACCCCAAAGCUCAGUCAAAGAAGAAGAUGGAAAAGCGAUUUGUCUUCAACAAGACAGAAGUGAUGGGCAAAGUAGAAUUUGAGUCUGCCCUGUAUCCCAGCUGGUACAUCAGCACCUCGCAAGCGGAACAGAUGCCCGUCUUCCUAGGAAAUGUUAGAGGGGGCCGAGAUAUAACUGACUUCACCUUGGAAAUCCUGUCUUCCUGAAGAGAACUGCACCCAGAGUACCCACAUGUGCUGCGUAACCCCAAGGGCUACAGAAAUGGGAAAAAAUAGUUUGAACAUGGCAGCGGGCUGCAUGUCGCUGUUGUCUAGUCAAUGCCCAGCUGCCUUCCCUGCGCUAAUACUAAGGAAACCACCAGCCAGGAGGAGCAGCCCCCUCCUCCUGGGGCCAAUCCUCAGACCCUUGGGCUGAGCCAGGCCUCUCCCAUCCUCUGCUCACAAAAGCCAACCUGACAGAAACCCCUGCACAUGGACACCCUCUGUCCUUUGUACCCGGCUUCUGAUGAGCAUCCACUUAAAUUAUCUAUUUAUUUAUUUAUUUAUUGAUGGGUUUGUCUAUUUAAUUUAGUUCAAGGGGGCCAAGAAGCAGCAGUUUCUGUGAGAGUUCAGUCUUCAAUAACUAAGGAGCCAGUUUGAUCUGGGUAACUGUGCUGUCUUUAUAUCAAGUUCUUUCACCUGGCUGAAUAAGCUCAGAUUAUUUUAAUAGAAAUACUUGUGAAUGAGGAAGUAAGAUCACACUGCUUCAAUAAUUCUUCAAUAAA